AUGGCUUCUCGUGUAUCAAUGCAACGGUUCUCGAGAAUGCCCAAUUUUUUCCUAAGAAAUGGCUGCCAUCCAUUGAGAUCGGGAUUUAAUGGUGGAAAAUUCAUUCUGUACACAGCUGGAGUUAUUGGCGGUGGCUUUGCCGGUUUGUACCUUAUGAACUCAAGAUCUGCUAUUCACGAAUACUUGCUAUGCCCACUUGUCAGAAUGAUGACUCCGGAUGCGGAAAAGGGCCAUAGGUUUGGAAUUUUCUGCUUGAAAUGGGGACUGGCUCCUAAACUUUUGUUUGACAAAGACGAUGAGGUCUUGAGGGUCGAUGUUUUCGGGACCACUAUGACCAAUCCAGUUGGCUGUGCUGCGGGUCUCGACAAGGAUGGUGAGGCCAUUGAUGGGAUUUUGCAAAGCGGGUUUGGCUAUCAUGAGCUUGGAUCCAUCACUCCAUUGCCACAACCCGGCAACCCCACACCAAGAUUCUUCAGACUACCCCAGGACGAUGCCGUUAUCAAUAGAUAUGGCUUCAAUUCCACUGGUCACGAUAAUGUUUACGCAACAGUCGCGAAGCGCGUGUCUAAUUAUCUAAACUCAUAUUUCUCGAAGGAUGUUGACUCUGAUAAACUGUCUCUUUACAAGAACAAGCUGCUAGCCAUCAAUCUGGGCAAAAAUAAAAAUGGUGACGAAGUCAAGGACUAUCUUAGAGGUGUGGAGAAAUUUCAGCGUCUAGCUGAUGUGUUGGUCAUCAAUGUCUCUUCUCCCAACACUCCUGGUCUCAGAGAUUUGCAAAGUGAGUCUAAAUUAACGGACCUGUUGAGUCAAGUAGUUUCGAAAAGAAAUUCGCUAAUUGAGACCGGCAACUCAUUGGGUUCCAAGUCUCACAGACCCCCUAUUCUGGUGAAGAUCGCACCCGACUUAACGGAACCAGAGCUACAGUCCAUUGCGGAAGCCGCCAAGAAAUCAAAAGUUGAUGGUAUCAUUGUUUCUAACACAACCAUCCAGAGACCUGAAUCCUUAAUAACUAGAGAUGAAAGUUUGAAAAAUCAGGUUGGUGGCUUGUCUGGUAAGCCUGUGAAAGAAUUUUCGUUGAAAGCCUUGAAGACCAUUUAUAAAUAUACUAAGGAUUCCGAUUUGAUACUAGUCGGUUGUGGUGGUAUCUCAUCAGCACAGGAUGCGCUUGAUUUCGGUAGAGCAGGUGCUACCUUCGUGCAACUCUACACAUCUUACGCAUAUAAGGGUCCUGGCGUGGUGGCCAAGAUAAAGGACGACCUUACGGAGGUAUUGAAGAGAGAAGGCAAAACCUGGAUGCAAAUUGUUGGCGAGGACAGCAAGUAA
Messenger RNA from Lachancea nothofagi CBS 11611, 1323 nucleotides. The record is from the annotation of a GenBank genome assembly. Lineage: Eukaryota; Fungi; Ascomycota; Saccharomycetes; Saccharomycetales; Saccharomycetaceae.